UCUCCCUGCUCCCUGCGCUCCCAACCGCCCGCGCCUGCUGCCAGGCAGCGGCUGGGAUGGCGAGCAGCGGAGGCGAGGCGGUGACGGGAGCAGCGGGUCCGCCAUUGGACGAGGAGGCCUGAGGGACGGGCCAGCGGUGCACAAGGAGAGACCGAGGCGGGUGGCCCCGAGAGAGCCAAGGCCAUGGAGGCCAACAUGUCGAAGCGGAAGGAGCCCGGCAGGUCUCUCCGCAUCAAAGUCAUCUCCAUGGGCAACGCCGAAGUGGGGAAAAGCUGUAUUAUAAAGCGAUACUGUGAGAAAAGAUUCGUGUCUAAAUACCUGGCAACAAUUGGAAUUGACUAUGGAGUUACAAAGGUACACGUCAGAGACAGAGAAAUCAAAGUUAACAUCUUUGAUAUGGCUGGACAUCCCUUCUUCUAUGAGGUUCGAAAUGAGUUUUACAAGGACACACAGGGUGUGAUACUGGUCUAUGAUGUUGGGCAGAAAGACUCCUUUGACGCCCUUGAUGCGUGGCUGGCAGAAAUGAAGCAAGAGCUUGGACCUCAUGGAAACAUGGAAAAUAUUAUAUUUGUAGUUUGUGCCAACAAGAUUGAUUGUACCAAACACCGCUGUGUAGAUGAAAGUGAAGGACGUCUUUGGGCUGAAAGCAAAGGGUUCCUGUACUUUGAAACUUCAGCACAAACUGGAGAAGGCAUUAAUGAGAUGUUCCAGACCUUUUAUGUAUCCAUAGUUGAUUUAUGUGAAAAUGGCGGGAAACGCCCUACCACAAAUAGCAGUGCUAGUUUCACCAAAGAACAAGCAGAUGCCAUUCGCAGAAUUCGAAAUAGUAAAGACAGUUGGGACAUGCUGGGAGUCAAACCUGGGGCGUCAAGGGAUGAAGUCAAUAAAGCGUAUCGGAAACUUGCUGUGCUGCUUCACCCUGACAAAUGUGUAGCACCUGGCAGUGAAGAUGCCUUCAAAGCAGUUGUGAAUGCUCGGACAGCCCUCCUGAAAAACAUCAAGUAGAAAGUAGAGAAAAAAGCCACGUGUGGGACUCAAAUGCAAACAGACUUUCCCUAGAGGUGAAAUAACCAACAUGGAGUUUUCCUUCCCAGAAUCUCACUGCUCUUUUCAUUCAUGUGUUGUCAUUUGUAUAUCAGUAAUUCAGGUGCCCAUUUCAUAGACAUUUUACUGAGAAAUGACCUGCAUUUGUAUGAAGUGAAGAGAACUGAGCGUCGCUUACUUCAUUUCAUAUUUCUAGAUAAUCUGAAUUUUUUUCUCAUUCGUCAGCUCUGUAAUUAUAGUAUCCCUUAGACAUUUCACUUGGGGAAAUCCACGAGGUUCCUGGAGGGACGGAAGAGAGGACAAGAGGACCCUUUCACUUUUUGUUUUUUACUGAAUUCCUCAUCAGAGAAGAAAAUAACAAAAAUGGAAGCAAACAACAUCAGAAUCCCUGUAAGUUUGGUGUGACCUUACAGAGAAGUUGCUGCUUUUACGAUGAGUUCCUUAGGUGAUAUUUUAACCAUCGAUCUAUAAUGAUGACUCUUGGCAGCCCUUUGGGAGUUUGUAAAAUGAGGUGAUACAGUUCUGAAUUGAGCAAUCCUUUCUGAUAUUCACUCUGUUCCUCUUCUGCAGCCACCAGGGGGAGAGACAAGCCAGUCCUAAGAGAAAAGGUGGUGGUAGCCACAAAUUCUAGGUACACUAGCUGCUGCUCAUCCUGUCCCUGGAUCUGAGGCCUUUCCCUUGCCAUAGAAAUGGUUGCUGGUAGCAGUAGAGAGCAUUGUGCACCUGGGAAUGAGGAAUCAGACCCCAAGACAGAAGUACUUGCAGGAGCUAGGUGCAGUAGUAUCUGUCUGUAGUCCCAGCUACUCAGGAGGCUGAGACAGGAGGAUUGCUUGAGCCCAGGAGCUCAAGUCCCACCUGGGCAACAUAGUAACACCUUGUGUCUUUAAAAAAAACAAAAACAAAAACAAAACAAAACAAAACCAGAUACUUACAAGUCGCACUUGAAGAUUAUGCACAUCGGCAGAGGAAAAGGCCAGCCAAGCUCAGGGCAAGCUUGAUGCAGUAGGAGAGACUCCCCGUGAGGCUUAGCCCUUGUCUUAUUGCCAGCCUUUGCCACAGGCAGGUGAGAAAGGCAGGGCCACUCCUCAGCAAAGCUGGCCUCUUCUGCACUUCCUCACCAGUGUUGUUUCUUCCUUUUUUCCCCUCUUCCCCUUCCCCUCUUGUGUUUUUUCUGAACCCCACAUCUGCCAUCGUUUCUCUCCUCUUGAGUCCCUGGCUUCUGGCCACUGCCUCCUCCCUCUUCUAAGCCUUGACCUGAACCUGGUUGACCAGAGACAAGUGUGGAUCCUUUGGGUGGCAGUCAGGGGAAAUCUCAGGGCCUUUAUUGGGAGGAAUCUCUGUAAUUCCUGUUUGGGCUCCAAAUUUUUAAACUAUAGCUUACAAAAUACAUUCUCUGGCCACAGUCUCUUCCUUGGUAUACAAGGGAUGGAUGAAGUUCCCGUAUUAGGACUGGCACUCCUUACGGUGCUUAUAGAACCAGUCUCACCACUUGACUCAUUACGUCAUCACUCUUGUUACAUCAUAUUUUUAGCUACAGCCACAUUAACUAACAUUUUUAUAUACUUUCAAUUAGCUGUACUAAUUGGGGCUUGAAAGUAUAUAAAAUCUUCCUAUCCUGUGGAUUUUAAAAAGCUAUCCCAUAUCGACUGCCAGAGAGCAUCUACCUUACCACCUAAGAAGAAAAGCCACUCUCUUCCAAUCCAAGCCCACUGCAGUCUUGUGGAUUUUCCACACAGCAGCUUUUCACUGUAUGCCUGUACUCGUGCUGCACUGAGCUUGUCAUCAGGAAACCAGAACAUUGCUUUAUCAUAGCACUUUUCAUCUUGGUAAUAUCAAAACAACUUUAUAAAUGAACUGAUUGAUAUAUGUUAUUUCUUGCAAGAUUUUCCUCUGGCCUUUAACUGGCUUCUGAGGCUACAGAACUCCAACCCAGAGUUCUUCAGGACUUAAAUUUUGCUUAAGGAAGGCCUUUAUCAUGCUGAAAGCACUCAGACAUGUCUGCCCUCACAGCAGAAUGUAGAAGUCAUAUGAAUGAGGGAUCAUACAUGGUAGUGUCAGCCCAAAUUGACAUGACAACUCACUGAAUGUGUGGCCCUGUAUAAAAGCUGGUGCCAGUUUUCAUCACUGUUAUUACAUAAUAGAUUGGGAACCUCAUUCAACUGUAUUGCACAGAUGAGCAAUUAUAGCAGAGAAAAUUCAUUAGUGCUUCCACUCAUAUCCUUAUGUGUGAGUUGGUGAAAUUUAGCCUGAGCUUGAUUCUUAGGUCUUGGGACUCAGUUUCCAACCUUCAUAUUAAUGCUAAGAAUGGCCAUAUACCACUUCAUUUACGUAAAAGGAAUAAAAUAAGCAAGUUAAGCUUCAGGGUCCUAGAAUUUUUCUGACUCCUAUAAUCCUUCGGCAGAAUAUGAAGAAAUAACAAAGCAUGAUCUGCAAUGGAAAGGUUUUUUUUUGGCACUAACUUCAUGCAAAAUUUCACAGACAUCUAUGCAUUAAUUUAAAUUCUUGGUGCAAAUGUGUGCUUUGUAGUUCAACCUUAUUAAAAAUUCUUCAGCCAGUUAGGAUUUCAAAAUACAUUAGUGAGAGUAACAGCUAGCAGAAUAAUUACAAUGGCUAAAACGUUUUUAUAGAGGAUCUUGUUUUUCAAAAAAGAAUAAAAAGUUUGAAUAGCUAUUAUUAAAGAAAAGCCAUGUCUUCAACAUCUGAGUCACCAAGAAGUAACACUUUUUAAACUUGUUAGAAAUCCCUGGAGGCAUUUUAAAUUCAUCUUCUAACCUACCUAAGCACUUUAAAAUACAGGCUCCUUCUGUUCCUCUGUUCCCCUUCAUGCCUCCUUUUGAAUUGAUAUCUCAGCUGUCAAUAUUUCUUUGACUUCAGCAUUGUCAUUUUAUUUCUCUAUAUCAAUGUAUCCUUAGUUUUGUUAGCCUGUUAAUUUAAAAGUCCAGACUUGGGGGUCAUUGUGUUGCUACCCAAGAGAAAAUGCUACAGUUCUAUAGAUUGCACAUCAUUCUUUAAGGCAUACAUUUACCUCAGGAAACUUACUCUAGUAUGUUCUCAUAUACUGAAUUCUCAACUGAAAAACUAUUUCUUUAUACCUAUAAACUAGUACCUAAUUCACUGUUAGUUAAACGAGCCAUAGAUAAGGCAGCUAAAUUUCAGAAAGAUAGCCAGAGUAAGUAAGCAGCCACUGCAAGCUCUGAAUCAGUUUCCAAAAAAAAGAAGGAAAAAAAAAAAAAAAAGGAGCUGCGCCCCAUAGAACAAUGACAGCAUCACAAGGGGAAGGGAGAGAUUUUGCCAAAAGUUAGAAAGGGUGGAGCUGUAAGCCAUGUGCAUGGUGCCUUUGACAGUGACAGUGCCCCCUUACAACUAAUUCCACUAGGCAUGGGAAUGUCACCUCCUUUGCCACUGUACCCCAUCAAGCUUACUCUGAAUCAAAGUUUUUGUAAAACUUGAAAAUGAACUUAGCUGCAAAAUAUAGCUAACCACCUUUCAUUGCAAGCUUUGCAAAGCAAAGAGAGGUUCGUACUUCUCAUAAUUGGUAUUUAGCACAAUUGUAAGACACAGUUUUACUGUUUGUUCAUUGUUUUUUUCCAUUAAACUUUUCUAGAGAAGACAAAAGCUUACACUUCUGACAUGGAUAAGUGAGAUGGUGUCUAACAAGCAGUGCAAUAUUAGGCGGUGCAAUAGAGGCCCUGUUGGCGAGAUGAGUUUUGCUGGAGAGCUGGACGGUGUUGGUUAGCUUCCUGCAUUGAUUGCCCCUGGGCAUUCUUCCCCCUUAACUGUGAAAGCAGAGUCUAUAAAUGAACUCUUUACUCUUACAAGGUAAUUUACAUAUUUUCUUUCUGUUGAAAUAACUGAAAAUGUUAAAUCUACCAGUUGUUUAUGUCUUGUAAACAGAGUGUCAUAUGUAUUUAAGUUGUGUAUUUUUAUAAAGUAAAGCCAGAUAUCAA
This is a messenger RNA of Cercocebus atys (sooty mangabey), 4991 nucleotides long. RefSeq names its product DnaJ (Hsp40) homolog, subfamily C, member 27 (gene DNAJC27). The transcript has 7 exons. Lineage: Eukaryota; Metazoa; Chordata; Mammalia; Primates; Cercopithecidae. Gene Ontology annotation, molecular function: GTPase activity; GTP binding. The coding region runs from base 184 to 1005 and encodes 273 amino acids. The record is from RefSeq and is a predicted model, not a curated record.